Messenger RNA from Anopheles coustani, 616 nucleotides. RefSeq names its product small ribosomal subunit protein uS3m (gene mRpS24). Gene Ontology annotation, biological process: translation. The record is from RefSeq and is a predicted model, not a curated record. Gene Ontology annotation, cellular component: mitochondrion. Lineage: Eukaryota; Metazoa; Arthropoda; Insecta; Diptera; Culicidae. Bases 98 to 580 code for a protein of 160 amino acids. The transcript has 3 exons.
GCAUAUCUUAGCCAAUAACUACCUUGAUGCCGGCAAAUGUCAUAACAAACCAAAGAAAAACGAGCCGAAUUAACAGAAACACGCAUAAGGAUACGCAAUGUUGUCGCGAGUAAAACUGAACUCAACGCUCGCCUUAGCGCAACGAUGCAUUCACACCUCAUCGGUGGCGGCCAAGUCCCAGUCGGGUAGAUACAAGAUUUCUCCCAAAGGGGACCGUCCUCUGACCUACGAGAUGGCAAAUCCUCCACACCAGAUUGCCCACCGUAAAGCUUGGAACGCGUGGAACACAUCAAACCUCGAGGGCGAGCUGCGUCCCUCGCAGACCAUGCUGGAAGACGAUUUCAUUCGUCGUUUCAUGAGCGGAACCUGGCAUGGUAUGGUACUAUCGGAGGUUAUCAUUAAGCGGCAGCAUAACCACGUUCGGAUAGCGGCCAUUAUUAGUCGUUCAAUUCCGGCACGGAAAAUGUACUUCCUCAUAGGUUACUGCGAGGAACUGCUGGCCUAUUGGUUGCAGUGUCCAGUCACGUUGGAGCUGCAGACUACCGAUGACAAGAAGGAUGUUAUAUUUAAAUACAUUUAAUCUGCAGAAAUGUUAAAAUAAAAUAGUGUAAAUAGA